This is a messenger RNA of Plectropomus leopardus (leopard coralgrouper), 2754 nucleotides long. It is a transcript of the gene pibf1, whose product is annotated as progesterone immunomodulatory binding factor 1. Lineage: Eukaryota; Metazoa; Chordata; Actinopteri; Perciformes; Serranidae. Gene Ontology annotation, cellular component: microtubule organizing center. Gene Ontology annotation, biological process: cilium assembly. The record is from RefSeq and is a predicted model, not a curated record.
GGCGGUUAGCAGACGGCUCGAAGCGGGACCCUUAAAAAUAAAAACACCUCAUCGUAUGCUUUAACCAACUCCGGGAUGUCACUUUAACAGCAUAUUUGAGCGUGUAUCUUGUUAUUUUGAGUAAGAGUACAUUAGUUUUAAACGAUUAUGCUAGACCGGUGCUAGGUCCGGAUUUGUUCCGAUUCUCGCUGCGUUUAAGUGUCACAUAUCGCGAUGUCCGUUAAAGGUUAACACUUUUAACCCUAAUCUCCAUUAAUCUGUCACAUUAAGUGUCUCACUCACCUUGCUAGCUAACAAAGAGGAACGAAAACGAUACAAAAUGCCUCCUAAGAAGCAACAAAUGAGGCCGAAAGCAGCCAACGUCUCCAGCUCCUUGGAUCUGGAGUCGGAGGACAUCAGCCUGGAGACAACCGUCCCGACCACCGAGGACAUCUCCUCCUCGGACGAGCAGCGGGACGGCUCCCAGAAAGUGACCCGGCAGCUGAUCGAGAGGAAGGAGCUGCUGCACAACAUCCAGCUGCUGAAGAUCGAGCUUUCUCAGAAAAACCUCGUCAUAGACAACAUGAAGGCUGACCACAUGUCCAAGAUUGAUGAGCUGGAAGAGAGGCUGAAUGAUGCUGUACACCAGAAACAAGUUUUGGCUCUGAGACUGGACAGCCAGCUGAAACUUACUCAAGAGGAGAGCAGGAAGCAGCAGGUUCUGCGUAAGCAAGAGAUGGAAACCGUCCUGCUCAGGCAGCAGCAGCUAGAGGAGACGAACCGGCAGCUGUGUGAGAAAGCUGGAGAGCUGCGGAGGUCGCUCAGAGAUCUGGACAUCUCUCAGGACAAGUACCAGGAGCUCCGUGACCUCCCUGAGGACAAAAUCUCCAUACAGGAAUAUGUAGCUAUGCGUUUCUACGAGGCGGUGACUCCUCUGCGGGCUCAGCUGGCUGAGCUCAGUACAAAGAGAAGCAGUUUGACUGAAGACCUGGAUACACACAGGACCCAGAUGAAGGCUCUGAUGGAGAGCUACGAGGAGGAGCGACGGAUACGUACUGAGCUGGAGCUGAGGAGCCAAAGAUUGACCCUCGAACUGGCCGAUACCAAACAGCAAAUCCAAGAGGGCGACUAUCGCAGAGAAAACUACCCUGCCAUCAAACGUGAGCGUGACAACAUUGACACUGAACUGAAGGAGUUAAAGAGAAGAUUUGAGACACUAGACCUGACUCACACUUCAGUUACCAGAGAAAGGAACACACUCAGCAAAGAGGUGGCGACUUUGCAGCAGUCAGUGACUCUCCUGCAGAAGGACAAGGAGUAUUUACACAGGCAGAACACGGAGCUCAGUGUGCGUUGUGCACACGAGGAGGAUCGCCUAGAGAGGCUGCAGGUGCAAUUAGAAGACACUAAGAAGGCGAGGGAGAACGCCUACGAGAAAUAUGUAGCAUCCAGAGACCACUAUAAGUCAGAGUAUGAGACCAAGCUGAGGGAAGAGUUGGAGAACAUCAGGCUGAAAACUGGUCAGGAGAUAGACAACCUGCAGAGAACCUCCAGGGAGAUGUAUGAGAGGGAGAACAGGAACUUGCGUGAGGCCAGAGACAAUGCAGUGCUGGAGAGGGACAGAGCUGUGGCUGCAGAGAGAGACACUCAGUCCAGAUAUGACCAACUACUGGAACAGUUUCGGCAGCUCCAGCUGGGAACCGACAGCCGGGUAGCAGAGCUGUCUAACCAGGCCAAGCUGCACUCCUUCGAAGCUGAGCGCGCUCAGAUGGUUAAGGACGAAACGGCUAAGGCCCUGGCUCAGUGCCAGGUGGAGUGUGAGAAACAGCAAAAGAAAUUGGAGCUUCUGACCCAGGAGUUUUACAGGCUGCAGACGUCAUCAGAGAAGCGGCUGGCGGAGCUGCAAGCUCAGAAUGCCGAGCAGGCGUCUCGCCUGGAGACGUACGAAAAGCUCGAGCAAGAGUUGGACCAAGUCACCAUGCAGGCUGCUGAAAUUGAGAAUGAAGAGGAGGCAGAGAGAGUUUUGUUCUCGUAUGGUUAUGGAGCAAAUGUUCCCACGACGGCCAAAAGAAGACUAAAACAGAGCGUUCACCUGGCCCGCAGGGUGCUGCAGCUCGAGAGGCAGAACACAUCACUGAGGAGAGAGCUGGAGAGACACAAGUCACAAACGGGACAGAUAUCUGGAGAGUUGUUGGCAGCCAACCAGCUGUUACAGCAGACGCAGCAGCCUUAUAGCUACCUGAUUGAGACGGUGAGACAAAGGGACGCACAGAUCAGCAAGCUGAGGGAGCGCCUCACCACGCUGGAGGAUGAUGUCAGCUCCCUGAGGAAAGAACGAGCUGCACUGGAACAGGUGAAAAACAACAUGGCCGCUGAUCUGGAGAGACUCCUCAACCAUCGAGAGGAGUUAGCAGUGAUGAAGCAGGUCCUGAUCAGCAUGCGGUCCAGACAGGGAGACGCUCUAAACCUGUUGGAAACAGAUAAAGCUGCCGUCAGGACCUCUGGUGCAGGAAAACACCAGUCCAAACGCAUCAACAGGACCACAGAAGAAGAGUCGCCAAACAAACCCAAACCCACGGUGUUUACAAAUAAAGAAGUUCCUGAUUGGUACCAAAAGUUAAAGCAGAAACCGAAAUGAACAUUCAUUUGUGUUACUACUGGUGCUAUUAAUUAUCACUCAGGGCUUUGACAAUUUUUUUUCAGGGCUUUUGUAUUUUAAACUUUUAGACUUCUUAUUGAACCAACUUAAAUACAAAAGCAUAAAAUGUUCCUGGU